AUGGCUUUCCAUGCGGAGGGGCUGGUGGCCAUAAUUGUAUUCUACCUGGCUAUCCUGGCGGUUGGGAUAUGGGCUGCUUGGAAAACCAAGAACACUGGCAGCGAAGGAGAUCGCAGCGAAGCUAUUAUAGUCGGUGGACGAGACAUUGGCUUGCUAGUUGGUGGAUUUACAAUGACUGCUACAUGGGUUGGAGGAGGUUAUAUCAACGGGACAGCAGAAGCUGUUUAUGUCCCAGGCUAUGGUCUAGCUUGGGCUCAGGCACCUAUCGGAUAUUCCCUUAGUCUGAUUUUAGGUGGCCUUUUUUUUGCAAAACCUAUGCGAUCCAAAGGCUAUGUGACAAUGUUAGACCCUUUUCAGCAGCUUUAUGGAAAAAGGAUGGGAGGGCUACUGUUUAUUCCAGCUUUAAUGGGAGAAAUGUUUUGGGCUGCUGCCAUCUUCUCUGCCUUAGGAGCCACUAUAAGUGUGAUCAUUGACGUCAAUAUCAAUAUUUCAGUCAUUAUAUCUGCCCUGAUUGCAACUAUGUACACGCUUGUUGGAGGGCUUUAUUCUGUGGCCUACACUGAUGUAGUUCAGCUCUUCUGCAUUUUCCUGGGACUGUGGAUCAGCGUACCCUUUGCAAUGUCCCACCCCGCAGUGACAGACAUUGGGCUCACGGCUGUGCACCACGUGCACCAAGCACCUUGGCUUGGAUCUAUCAACUCACUUGACAUUUACACAUGGCUCGACAAUUUCCUUUUACUGACCUUAGGAGGAAUCCCAUGGCAAGCUUAUUUCCAGCGAGUUCUCUCUUCGUCUUCUGCCACAUAUGCUCAAGUUUUAUCAUUUCUGGCUGCUUUUGGCUGUAUUGUGAUGGCUCUUCCUGCAAUACUCAUUGGUGCAAUUGGAGCAUCUACAGCCUGGAAUGAGACUGAGUAUGGUGUCCCUGAUCCCAUGACUAAAAAAGAAGCAGAUAUGAUUUUACCGAUCGUGCUCCAGUACCUUUGCCCAGUCUAUAUCUCAUUCUUCGGCCUCGGCGCAGUAUCUGCUGCUGUGAUGUCAUCAGCUGACUCUUCAAUUUUAUCAGCAAGUUCUAUGUUUGCUCGAAACAUUUACCAGCUUUCCUUUCGGCAAAACGCUUCAGACAGGGAACUCGUGUGGGUCAUGAGAAUCACCGUUUUCCUUUUUGGAGCAUCAGCAACAGCAAUGGCACUGCUAGCUUCAUCCGUUUAUGGCCUGUGGUACCUCAGCUCUGACCUUGUCUAUAUCAUCAUAUUCCCCCAGCUCCUGUGUGUGUUGUUUAUUAAAGGAACCAAUACCUAUGGUGCCAUUGCGGGAUACUUAUUUGGCCUUGUCCUCAGAAUAACUGGAGGAGAACCAUACCUCUACCUUCAGCCCUUGAUCUACUACCCUGGCUGCUAUCCAGAUGAAAAUAAUAUCUAUAUCCAGCGAUUCCCAUUCAAAACGCUUGCUAUGCUUACCUCCUUCUUUACUAACAUUAUAGUGUCCUAUUUAGCCAAAUACUUAUUUGAGAGCGGGACUUUGCCACCAAAGCUGGACUUCCUUGAUGCUGUUGUUGCCAGGUACAGUAGAGAACACAUGGACAAAGCAACUCUUGUAAAAAGUGACAAUAUUGUAUUAAACGAACUUGCACCUGUGAAUCCACGACACAGUCUAACUUUGAGCUCAACUUUCACAAACAAGGAAGCCUUCAAUUAUGUUGACUCAAGUCCAGAGCUGUCCAACGCUGAAGACAAUUAA
Nestor notabilis (Kea) is the source of this 1737-nucleotide messenger RNA. RefSeq names its product solute carrier family 5 (sodium/choline cotransporter), member 7 (gene SLC5A7). Gene Ontology annotation, cellular component: axon; synapse; plasma membrane. Bases 1 to 1737 code for a protein of 578 amino acids. The transcript has 8 exons. Gene Ontology annotation, biological process: synaptic transmission, cholinergic; choline transport; acetylcholine biosynthetic process. Lineage: Eukaryota; Metazoa; Chordata; Aves; Psittaciformes; Psittacidae. Gene Ontology annotation, molecular function: choline:sodium symporter activity. The record is from RefSeq and is a predicted model, not a curated record.